AUGCAUCACCACCACGGAAUAUUCAUGCUCGCCCUCCUGGCAUUCCUACUGGUGCUCACAGUCCUCGGAACAGACACUGCAAAGAAAGACAAACAAGAGAAGAAGGCCAAGAAGUCAGACUGUGGUGAAUGGCAAUGGAGUGUCUGUGUCCCCUCCGCCGGUGACUGUGGUAUCGGGAUGCGGGAGGGUACGAGGUCAGGAAAAGAAUGUAAACAAAACGCAAAAACCCAAAAGUGUAAAAUCCCAUGCAACUGGAAGAAGCAAUUUGGAGCGGAGUGUAAGUACCAGUUCCAGGAGUGGGGAGAGUGUGACCCAGAGACUGGGGUAAAGACACGGAACGGAAGUCUGAAGAGAGCCCUCCACAACGCGGAGUGCCAGAAAACAGUCACCUUGUCCAAGCCAUGUGGAAAGAUCACCAAACCACCAAAAUCUCAAGGUAAGAAAACUCCAUGA
Staurois parvus is the source of this 453-nucleotide messenger RNA. The record is from the annotation of a GenBank genome assembly. Lineage: Eukaryota; Metazoa; Chordata; Amphibia; Anura; Ranidae.